AUGGACGCUGCUACAGCCAGCGGUGGCAGCAGUGCCACCGACGUCAAUGUCAACGACAAUGUCAACGACAACGCCAACGACAACGCCAACACCGCCGUCGACAAGAUCAGGGAAAAAGACGGCGUGUCUCCGGGAGGAGGCCUCUUUGACAGCGACACCGACGUGCGUGAUGCGGAGCACGCUAUAGACACGGGCGCCGGCCGAAAGCGGCUGACGCUCACGUUCCAGGACGUGACGGUGCGCGUGCAGGCGUCGGGCGCGGUGCUGGGCGAGACGCUCUUCUCGCGCAUCGACCCGCGCGUGCUGCUGGCGAGCAUCGGCGGCGCGAAGCCGCCGCAGCGGGACAUCUUGCACGAGGUGUCGGGGCAGGUGCUGCCGGGAGAGAUGCUGCUGGUGCUGGGGCGGCCGGGCGCGGGGUGCACGUCGCUGCUGCGGGUGCUGGCCAACGACCGGGCGUCGUUUGAGUCGGGGUCGGGCACGGUCCGCGGGGCCAUCCACUACGGCAGCAUGGACCACGUGGCGGCGCGGCGGUUCCGGCAGCAGAUUACGCUCAACACGGAGGACGACAUCCACUUUCCGACGCUGUCGGUGGACCAGACGCUGACGUUUGCGCUCAAGAACAAGACGCCGCGCACGCGGCCUAUGGAUGGCCAGAAAGACAGCCCGACGGACAGCCAGACCUUCGUCGCGGCGGCGCGCAGCCGCGUGCUGGGCAGCCUGGGCAUCGCGCACACGGCGCACACCAAGGUGGGCAACGAGUUCAUCCGCGGCGUGUCGGGCGGCGAGCGCAAGCGCGUGUCGCUGGCGGAGGUGCUGGCGGCCCAGAGCCCCGUGCAGCUGUGGGACCAGCCGACGCGCGGACUCGACAGCAAGACGGCGCUCGAGUUUGUCGAGAUGCUGCGCCACGCGGCCGACACGGACCGCACGACCGUCGUCGCCACGCUGUACCAGGCGGGCAACGCCAUCUACGACGCCUUUGACAAGGUGCUGGUGCUCGCCGAGGGCUGCGUCCUGUACUACGGCCCGGCCCGGGCGGCGCGCGCCUACUUUGAGGGCCUCGGCUUUGUGUGUCCGCCGGGCGCCAACAUUGCCGACUUUCUGACGUCGGUGACGGUCGCGACUGAGCGGCAGAUUGCGCCGUCGCACGCGGGCGCCGUGCCCAGCACGCCGCAGGAGUUCGUGGCCGCGUUCCGGCAGAGCGCCGUGUGCCAGCAGAUGCGGGCGCGCGAGGUGGACCCGGCGACGCGGGUGGACGAGGUGGCGGACCUGCAGGCGGCCGUCGCGGGCGAGAAGACGGAGCGGCGGGUGUGGACGGUGGGCCCGCGCAGCGUGUACACGGCGGGCCUGCUGGACCAGAUCUGGCACUGUACGGUGCGGCAGUUCCAGAUCAUGCUGGGCGACCGGCUGUCGCUGGGCGUCAAGAUCUUCUCGGCCACGGUGCAGGCGCUCGUCUGCGGCAGCCUCUUCUACAACAUGCCGCACACGAGCCUGUCGACCUUUUUGCGGCCCGGCGUGCUCUUCUUCCCCGUGCUCUACUUCUUGCUCGAGGGCAUGUCCGAGACGACGGCCUCCUUCACGGGGCGCCCCAUCCUGAUGCGCCACAAGCGCUUCGGCUUCUACCGGCCGACGGCGUUCUGCAUCGCCAACGCGCUCACCGACAUCCCCGUCGUGCUCGUGCAGGUGUCGCUGUUCUCGCUCAUCAUCUACUUCAUGGCCGCGCUGCAGACGGACGCCGCCAAGUUCUUCACCUUUUGGGCCGUCACCGUCGCCUGCACGCUCUGCUUCCUGCAGUUGUUCCGCGCCAUCGGCGCCCUGUGCACGCGCUUCGGCCUCGCGUCGCAGAUGAUGGGCCUCUUCAGCACCGUCUUCUUCGUCUACGGCGGCUACCUGAUCCCCUACAACCGCAUGCACCCCUGGUUCCGCUGGCUCUUUUACCUGAACCCGGGCGCCUACGCGUUCGAGGCGCUCGUCGCCAACGAGUUUGACGGCCUGUCGCUCGCGUGCGUCGCGCCGAAUUACGUGCCCUACGGGCCGGGCUACGACGACAUGGGCAUCACGGCCACGCGCGGCUGCACCGUCCCCGGCAGCGACGCCGCGACGGGCCUCAUCGACGGCGUCACGUACAUCCGCGAGCACUUUAACUACUCGCCGGGCCACGUCUGGCGCGGCUUCGGCGUCGUCGUGGCCUUUUGGGUGUUCUUUAUUGCCGUCACCGCACUCGCCUUUGAGUUCCGCAGCAGCAGCGGCGGCUCGUCCGUGCUGCUCUUCAAGCGGCACUUCCGCAGCGCCGCCAAGGUGCCGGACAUGGAGGACGUGCCCGUCAGCGAGCAGGAAAAGGAGGGGGCCACGGGCGCGGCGCUGACACCGCCCGCGGAGUCACCGUCGGCCUCCGCCCCCCGCCAGUCCACGUUCUGCUGGCACGGCCUCGACUACUACGUCAAGCACCAGGGCGCCCAGCUGCAGCUGCUCGACAAGAUCUUCGGCUUCGUGCAGCCCGGCCACCUCGUCGCCCUCAUGGGCAGCUCCGGCGCCGGCAAGACCACGCUGCUCGACGUGCUCGCCCAGCGCAAGGACGCCGGCCGCAUCACCGGCUCCAUCCUCAUCGACGGCCGCCCCCAGGGCAUCUCCUUCCAGCGCCUCACCGGCUACUGCGAGCAGAUGGACGUCCACGAGGACACCGCCACCGUCCGCGAGGCCCUCGCCUUCUCCGCCCUGCUGCGCCAGCCCCAGUCCACACCCCGCCGCGAGAAGCUCGCCUACGUCGACCACAUCCUCGACCUGCUCGAGCUGCGCCCCUUUGCCGACGCCCUCAUCGGCGUCCCCGGCGCCGGCCUCUCCAUCGAGCAGCGCAAGCGCGUCACCCUCGGCGUCGAGCUCGUCGCCAAGCCCACCCUGCUCUUCCUCGACGAGCCCACGUCGGGCCUCGACGGCCAGUCCGCCUACAACAUCAUCCGCUUCCUGCGCCGCCUCGUCGACGGCGGCCAGGCCGUCCUCUGCACCAUCCACCAACCCUCCGCCGUCCUCUUCGAAGCCUUCGACUCCCUCCUCCUCCUCGCCAAAGGCGGCAAAAUGGCCUACUUCGGCCCCACCGGCGACCGCUCCCACCUCGUCCUCGACUACUUUGCCCGCAACGGCGCCCCCUGUCCCCCCGACACCAACCCGGCCGACCACAUCGUCGAAGUCAUCCAGGGCAAAGCCGGCGGCCGCACCAUUGCCGACUGGGUCGACCUCUGGGACGCGUCGCCCGAGCGCGACGCCGCCUACCAAAAGAUGCUGACUCUCGCGAGCGCCGGCGCCGACAACGGACCCCCCGCCGGCGACGACCUCGAGUACGCCUCGCCCCUCCCGUUCCAGUUCCGCAUGGUGCUGCACCGCCUCAUGGUCCAGCUCUGGCGCUCGCCCGACUACGUCUGGAACAAGAUCAACCUGCACAUCUUUGCCGCCCUCUUUGGCGGCUUCACCUUUUGGAAGAUGGGCAACACCGCCUUUGACCUGCAGCUGCGCCUCUUUGCCAUCUUCAACUUUGUCUUUGUCGCCCCCGGCUGUGUCAACCAGAUGCAGCCCUUUUUCCUGCACAACCGCGACCUCUUUGAGACGCGCGAGAAAAAGAGCAAGACCUACCACUGGCUGGCCUUUGUCGGCGCCCAGAUCGUGUCGGAGAUUCCCUACCUCAUCAUCUGCGCCACCGUCUACUUUGCCUGCUGGUACUUUACCGUUGGCUUUCCAGUCAAGGCCAGCAUCUCGGGGCACAUGUAUCUGCAGAUGAUUUUCUACGAGUUCCUCUACACCUCCAUCGGCCAGGCCAUUGCCGCCUACGCGCCCAACGACUACUUCGCCGCCAUCUCCAACCCGCUGCUCAUCGGCGCCGGCCUCAUCACCUUUUGCGGCGUCGUCGUCCCCUACGCCCAGAUGCAGCCCUUUUGGCGCUACUGGCUCUACUACCUCGACCCCUUCAACUACCUCGUCGGCGGCCUGCUCGGCACCGUCAUCUACGACGUCCCCGUCCGCUGCGCCGACCAGGAGUACACCGUCUUUGACCCGCCCGCCAACCAGACCUGCGGCGAAUACAUGGGCCCCUUUUUGCAGUACAGCUUCGGCUACGUCGCCGACCCCGACGCCACCGCCGCCUGCCAGUACUGCGCCUACUCGACCGGCGGCGACUACGCCAAGACGUUCAACCUCAACGAAAAGUACUAUGCCUGGCGCGACACCGGCAUCACCGCGCUCUUUUGCAUCUCGUCGUACCUCAUGGUCGUCGUCAUGAUGAAGCUGCGCAGCAAGAAGACGAAGAGCGCGCGGUCGGAGUAG
This is a messenger RNA of Sporothrix schenckii 1099-18, 4308 nucleotides long. Its product is annotated as ABC multidrug transporter. Gene Ontology annotation, cellular component: membrane. The coding region runs from base 1 to 4308 and encodes 1435 amino acids. The record is from RefSeq and is a predicted model, not a curated record. NCBI's taxonomy places the organism in Eukaryota, Fungi, Ascomycota, Sordariomycetes, Ophiostomatales, Ophiostomataceae. The transcript has 3 exons. Gene Ontology annotation, molecular function: ABC-type transporter activity; ATP hydrolysis activity; ATP binding. Gene Ontology annotation, biological process: transmembrane transport.